CAUAAGAAAGGGGUAGAGUGAUGUUACCGCUUCGGCUUGGUGAGUGAAUGUAGGAAUCAAACCAGGGUAGGAUGAUUUGAGCUUCAAGGAGAGACAACAACAAAACAACACAAGCACAAUACGACUCGAUCAAGGCGAGGUUAUUACAAGCACAAUACAUAGUAGUAGUAGUUUAUGUCAUACACACACAACUAACAAAAAAAAAACAAGUUUAGGGUUACAAGUAGAGAAGUGGGGCGAAAUGACUCCGCUUUGUCACAUGUCUCUCUCAUCGGCUACCUCUCUCUGGUGGAUGGACCCUCUCCAGAAUCGGGUAGGAUACCCUGGUGUUGAGCCAUGAGCUCGACGAUGUCGGACUGCCGCUCGAGGCGAGAUGAGAAUCCCAUGAAGCUCGUCUCAAGGCGAUCCACCCUCUGGACGAGGGGAUCGCCUGUUCUUGGUGGUGGUGGCUGCUGUGCAGGGCGUGGGAGCGCUGGGCGCCAACGGCGGCCGGGUGCACGAGCAGGUGGCUGCUAUGAUGCUGGUGGGACCUCGGGGCCGGGACUCAAUCCCUCGAUGUACCGCAUUGGGCCAAAGAUGCGCAAUAAGCGCAUGGAGUGCAAAGUGCCUUCGUCAAAUCUCUGGGUGCCUCCCUCUUUCGAGCACCCUGAAAGGCUGACAUCGAAGUAUCUGGCAAGGCGGGUGAUGUACAGACCCAUGGAUGUGACAUAACGAUGAGUUCCCCCUUUGGCCCUGGCAAAAGAUGUGGCUAUGACUGAACCCAGAUGCAACGUGCUUGACCGGUCCGCCACGGUAAGCACACGCCAGUAAGAUUCUCUCGAUAAUCUUGUUCGGAUUGUGGUAAGCCGGGUAGUGGGAACGAGCCAGGAGUGCAACCAUGACACGCCACUGGGCUGGAGUGUGGAUGUUGUUGUAAGGGCUGACUUGAACUUGGUCCUUCGGUACUCGACCCCGUCGUAGCGGAUGACCGAGUAGGCAUAUGCUCUUGCGUAUGGCGAAGGUGCUGAAAAACUCGACGCAAAGCUCCCCGUAAGUGUCAUCUUCAAGAUCAAGGGCUUGACGCCAUUGGGGGUGCACCACUGCCUCUCUCAUAGCGUCAUUGCAAUGAAGCCUAUUGAACUGGGCGAAUUCGAGUUUCCAAUGGUUACCAACUCUUGAAGAUUCCCUGAACAACGCCUCUUGCUCCAUUUAAGGGCUACUCCUUAGCGCCACAAGAUAUGGGUGAUCCAUGUUAACCAUCCUGCACAAACUGAGAAGCGUACACCAUACGUGGAAACAAUCGUCAAUACUGCUCAUUUGGAGGAAAAGAGAUUCCCCCCACACUUGUUUUUCCACCAUGGCUAAAACAUUGUAGCUCAAACCAUCGUGGUAAGGUUGUGGGUAUUUCACGGUUCAAGCACACAAAAAAUUGAACCACAACCCCUAUGAUAGACCGUUAAUCACACAUGUUUUUACCCCUAUUCUUGAGCUGUUUGAGAUGUCGAUUCUCGCGUUUUAGGCCGAUUCCACGCUAGGUUGUUCUUGUUUGUGAUAUUUCAGGUCCUAGUACGUGAAUGAAGGUUUAGGAACGAGUUCAGGGUUGAUUGAACGGAGAUCGGACGUUUGGCGAUAAGCUGAGGAAGUCACACGGGCAUGCCUAAAAGCCACACGGCCGUGUAGGGAACCCCUUGUGGCCGUGUGGAAAUUCCAGGGAACUCACACGGGCAUCCUGGAAGUCCACACGGCCGUGUGGGUCGUGGCCGUGUAUGAAGCCUGAAGCCACUUAUCGAAACUCCGCGUUUUGACACUAACACGGGCAGCCUGGGAGAGUCACACGGCCGUGUGAGUCGGGAAAUUCUGGGUUUUAACCCAAAUUCGAGCCAAAGUAGAGAGAGAGCUGUGUUUUGGAUCCCAAACACCCAAGGGACGAACCCUAGAGAGAGAGAGCGACUUGGGAACAUUCUUGGAGCUAUUUUGGAGGAUUUCUUUGCCAUUGGAGCUCGAGAAUCAAGCUUGGAGAUGGAGAUUGAAGAUCUAGAUCAGAUUUCUGCAGUCUCUCUCUUCUCUAUGGAGUAACUUCCCUUCACUUAGGUUUUGAGAAACCCUAGCUAUGUUGUUUGAUUGGAUGAUUGUAUGAGUACUCCUACUUGAUAAUCUUGAGUUCAUAUUCAAUCUAUGCACGUUUUCAUGAUUCAAUUAUGCUUUAGUCAAGAUUAUUGAUUCUACUUUGAUCCUAUGAGAGCGAAUACCUGAUUAGGUCAACAGAGCACCAUAGAUUGAUAGUAUUGGAUCGAUUGCUUUAGUCGAGGGUUGAUUCACUGCUUUGUAUUGAUUGAGAACCUCUUUCAAUAGAGGGAUUCUAGUUCAGAUCGCCUUGAUCGGUUGUUCUAGAGAAGGAUACGUCCCUCUAGGCAAUUGACUCAAGAGGGCCUUGUUCCUUUAGUCGAGACUCAAGGUUUAGUCAAGGAUUCUCCGCAUUGUGAAUGAAAGUGAAAUAGGUUA
Linum trigynum is the source of this 2481-nucleotide messenger RNA. The record is from the annotation of a GenBank genome assembly. NCBI's taxonomy places the organism in Eukaryota, Viridiplantae, Streptophyta, Magnoliopsida, Malpighiales, Linaceae.